UUCUACUUCUAUGGGAUCUUUUCUCAGUUGACAAGUUUCUGUGCAAACGCGUGAGGCCCCCGGGUGGAUGCUGCAAAGCAGCAUCCACUGCCAUGCAAUUUCCGAUAGACAUGUCUUUGAUAGUAAAUGGACUUUGUGCGUGUCUCUUUCUCGAACUCACCCAAGUCCAAUUGAAGAAUCUUGGAAGACUUGAACACCAUGCAGAACUUGUGAACAAAAGCUGCAUUUUUGCUUUGAAGAAGAAUUUGCUCCAUGACGCGACCAAAGCGCCAGAGUGUGGCUGCAGGGGUUGGAGCAGCGGCUGCGCUGGCCGCCCCUACUUUCCUACUUCCAUCGGUCGAUGCUCCUGUGAGGGCCGUGCCACAUGAGGCCAUCGUUCAGCCUCAAGUGAAUACUGCCGGCGGGCUGCCUUCCACAGGAGUGGCAAUUGCUGUUGGCCUCGGUGCUGCUGCCGCUGCAACCAGGCGAACGAGAAAAGCAUCUCGAGCUCUGACCAUUCGACGAGCAGAGGGCCGCCAGUUGCGCCCGCGAGAUCGAGCGGAUGGACAUGGCUGGGUCAAGGAAGACCCUGACUUUAAUGCAGCUGAUGACUCGGCGGUGAGCGCCACUCACACCAUCGAACUGAAGAAGAGGCCCAGCGGCAUCAAAAGGUACACGCACGGGAUUGAUGGAAAGGGCGCAAUGGUGAUGGACAUGAAUGAAAAGGCACGCUACCCAGGCGACCCACUUGGACAAGCUGCCGUGGCAGGUGUCAAAAAAGGCUAUGUUGUCAAGACAGUCAAUGGCACCGACGUCCGCAACUGGGACUUCGAAGAUAUCAUGGACCUUCUGGAGGAUUUCAUCCCAGAUCCCGACGUGCAGUCUACGGCGGCUUUCAAGGGUGGAGCUCAGCGCGUGCGCAAGCAUCAACAGGUAACAUUCCCUGUGACAAUUGAGUACGUGGAGAUGAAACCAAUGGACAAGGCUGCUUCUGCUGGGCCUGCUGUUCCUGCAGGUGCUUGGAUGCCACGUCUCAGCGGCUGGUCCGAUGAGGACUUGAUGAAGGAGCGCCAGCGUGCCAUGGCCAUGCCCGAACCAGCACCAGGCUACAAUGGCCCCCGCUACACGAAGGCAAGCGAUGUUGAUGAUGCCUUCCUGCAGAGGCUGAUGCAAAUGCAACAAACUGGACAACUCCUUCCCAAGAAGGAUGCCUAUCUUCUGGUUCUUGACGUCAUUGCACAGCUGAAAUCCGAGCAGACCAUGAACCGAAUUCAGGUUGGCCCUGGACAGAAGCUGACGGUUUUUGGCGAUCUUCACGGCCAAUACUUUGACUUCAUGAACAUUCUCAGCAUGGCUGGCCUUCCAUCGCCCAACACGCCGUUCCUGUUCAAUGGCGACUUUGUUGACCGCGGGUCCUGGUCCAUUGAGGUCAUUCUGUUGAUCUAUGCCAUGAAGAUGAAGCAUCCCAACGCCGUUUUCAUGAACAGAGGUAACCAUGAAAUGCUCGAGGCCAACAUGAUCUAUGGCUUUGCAGGUGAGACAGGCUCGAAGUAUGACUUGGAUCUCUUCAACCUGUUCUCUGAAUCCUUCAGAAAUCUUCCUCUGCUGCAUCUCGUGAACAACGAGGUCUUGGUGGUGCAUGCCGGUAUUCCUGGCCCUCGCCCUCGUGUGUGGCUGCCGGGUCAGACGCAUGACCCCGAAGAUGCCGUUCCGGUGAACGCGCGAGCCACCACGCUGGCGGAGAUUGCCUCGGUGGAUCGCUACACCGAGCUGACACCCAACUCGUACAAGGAGGCGGUGGACAGUGCCCCGCGACAGGAGCAGAAGUGGGAGACGGACACUCGAAUGAUCAUCGAUUUCUUGUGGUCCGAUCCCAGAGGUGGAUCUGGAUAUGGCCCUUCAUACCGAAAGAGCCGUGGAGUUUUCAUGUUCGGUCCCGAUGUCACUGCGCAGUUCUGCAGAGAGAACAACGUGAAGCUGCUGAUCCGAUCUCAUGAGGUGAAAGCAGAGGGUUAUUUGAAGGAUCAUGAUACCUUGAUGAGUGUCUUCAGCGCGCCAAACUACCUGGAUACUGGUGGCAACAAGGGUGCUUUCUUGCAGCUUGCUCCUGGCCCAGGUGGCAGCCUCGAGGCAACGCCAACAAGCUACACUGCAGUUCCUCAUCCAGACCUGCCACCAAUGUUCCACCAGAACUACAUCAUCGAGAAUCAUCCGCACCUGACAAGACAGAUGAGGAAGAAGCAGGUGGCCCAGGCUGAUGACUUCGGCGACAGUGAUUUUGCAGGAUACCAGGGACCAGACGAGUGGGAGGAGGUCGAUGCAGGAGCAUCACUGAACGCCAUGUCGUGAAGUAGCUUUUCGGAGCUUGGGCCGAAGGCUGGAAGAUGGAAGCCUCUCUUUGGCGAAGAUCUGUGUCUUUUAAUCUUGCUUUUGGCCUCAGCCAUGAACUUGGCCGCGUCUUGGCCGUAGAACUUCUAACCCCAAAGACCAACAAUGCCAACUGCUACAAGUGACAAGGGAGUGCCAAUGUUG
Durusdinium trenchii is the source of this 2511-nucleotide messenger RNA. Lineage: Eukaryota; Dinophyceae; Suessiales; Symbiodiniaceae. The record is from the annotation of a GenBank genome assembly.